UUUCUCUUUUAUUUUAAGGACACGUCUGUCACUGUGGGAGGCACAGGCAGCCCAAAACCGAUGAUAUUUCGAACAAAAUCAAAUCCUCUGGCUUGGCAUGUUAUUCAUUCAUGUUAUAAGGAAUUCAUCGAUAAAAGAAACCAAGCAUAUGACAUUUGCGAACGACUAAGCACACUAUGUGUUCCACUGGCCGUGGUAUGGGCCGAUUACUUGGUUUGAUAUAAAAAGACAAGCAGAAGGGUACAGACAAUCCAGGUCGAAGCAGCGAAGAACAGGAAGUAAAGGGAUUUAGAGGAAUUAACUGCUAUGAAUCGUGGAAGAAGAGGAUGGGGAUCUGCUAAAGCAGGGUCUAACUAUAGAUCAGGCUAUAGAGGGCAAGGACGUGGUCGUGGUAACUACUCUCAUUAUCAAGAAGAGUCAGCGGAGCGACCCCCUCAUGGGAGAGGUGGUACUGGUGCAAGAUCCGGUCGGCGAGGUCCUAUCCUAGGAUACAAGCGCCUUGAAAGCCUAAAGUCAAAGACUCCUGAUGAAGUAGUUGACGAUCUACUAAACUGCAAGGAUAGUUUUAACGACUUGAUUUUCUCUGAAGAGAUAAAAAGUGACUGGAUACCACUGCUCAUACACGUGAUCGCAAAUGCCUCCAAGUCACUUAUGAAAGAAAAUGCCAACGAGCUGUUAUUCCUUCUUAAAGAAUCUAAAUUCUUAAGCAAGCAUCUUAAAGAGUACAUUCUGGAGCUGCAAUUUGAGGCUGAGGAUUUCGAUGAAGAUGACCUGAAGAGCUUACUUCAGAGCUUGACUUGUUUCUUCAGGGUGUGGCUCAGUAGAUUUCCAGGGUCUGGCCAGAAACUCCCGCUUGACGAGUUCCGUGGAUGUUUGAAUAAAUUGGACUGUGAUGUUCUUGAGCUUCAAGAUGAAGUAGAUGGCUUACUAGAUAUCAGGGAUCAAGAGUUGAGAAGCCGGACAGAACAGAAGAAGAAGAAGAAAGCUUUCGUGAAGGGAUGUAGUGUUCAAGCAAAGCCAGAAGUUGAAGGUACCCCACCUGAUGAUUUCCACGAGUUGUCUGUUGAACCAAGAAGUGAGGAAAUAAAUUCCAGUGAGCUUCCCUUUUUGCGCAGGAUCCGAACAGGUGAAAAUGAAACGUACGAUGAUCUAGAUCAUUACCUUGAUGUACAAUUCAGGCUGUUAAGAGAAGACUUCGUUGGGCCAUUACGGGAAGGCAUACGAGAAAUCAAGAGCGGUGUUUCAAAGGAAGAACGAUCCUAUGACCUCUCCAUGUACGAAGACGUGAAAAUCAUUGGGCCUGGUUUCUCGAGUUCAGGUUUAAUCCAUAGAAUUUAUUUUCGUCCGUUUGUGAAGAGGAAGGAUUUCUGGCAGCACUCAAAGAGGGUGUUAUUUGGCUCGUUUCUGUGUCUGUCCAAAGAUAACUUCAAGACAAUGACUUUUGCCACUGUGGCAGAUCGCAAGCCGGAGGAGCUUGCCAAGGGAUUUCUAGACGUCCGCUUUAUUGAUGGAGUAGAACCAGCGGUCAAGAGUAAUGAGAAAAUUGUCAUGGUGGAAUCUCCCGCCUAUUUCGAGUCUUACCGCCAUGUCCUCCAAAGACUUAAAGAGAUCAAACCAGAUCAAUUCCCAUUCCAGGAAUACCUUGUAAGUUGCUCUCCCGACGUUAAAAGACCAGCUUAUUUGACAGAUCUGAAAGUACGGUGCGACCUUACUGAGGCCCUAAGUACUGGACAAGGGGUGAAUGCGAAUGUUGAAGUGCUGAACCCACAGGGAUGGCCGAGUGAAGAUGUGGUGAAGCUGAAUCGUUCACAGUAUGAAGCACUGAAGGCAGCGUUAACGAAGGAGUUUGUAGUGAUUCAAGGACCUCCAGGAACCGGAAAGACAUACGUGGGUCUGAAGAUAGUCCGUGCUCUCAUGGAUAACCGAGCUGUGUGGAAACCAAAAGAUCCUGCGAAAUCUUCCUGCAUGUUGAUGGUGUGCUACACCAAUCACGCCUUGGAUCAGUUUCUAGAAGGCAUCUUGGAAUUCCAAGUGGACGGCGUGGUUAGAGUUGGUGGCAGAAGCAAAAGCGAGGUGCUCCAGAAUCAUAACCUACAUGAGCUAACCAGGUUAUCUGAAGGUCAGCGCCGCGUGUAUAGAGAAACAAAGGAGUCUCAAGAAUAUCUGGAAAAGUGUCUAAAAAUCCUUGAUGAAAGUCGUAGGCGAAUUCUGACCGUGGGGGAGCUAGGAGACGCUAUCGGGAUAGGCCAUAGGAAACAAUUGAACUUGAUAAGCUACGAGCUCAAACAGCAAGGGCUUUCCUCAGUCGAGGGCUGGCUUGGCCUCAAGAAUAUUGCCCCCGUUGUCCUUCAAGAGAAACGUGAAGAAAUAGAAUUCCCGAUUGACGAGAUGGAAGACCAAAACAACAUCGAGGUAGAUUACGAUGCAGACAUCAUUCAGAGUCGGCGGCAAAUUGGAGAUGAGGUUCACUACUCAAAGCAGGCACCUCGAGGGAACAAUAAGGGCGGGCCUCAGACGAAAAAGCGAUAUGCGGCCCUAAGUAAACAGGAACUGGAGAUACUAAAAGGUACUCAAUUAAAACCUAUGCCCCAGAAAGAUGCCAUAAAUAUUUCUGAUCUUCAGGGGUUAGACAAAAAACAGCGUUGGGCGCUGUAUCUGUUCUGGCUCCGACUCUUUCGAAGCAACAAGCAGGAGGAGAUCAAAAAGAAAGCUGAAGAUUAUGAUCAGCAGUGCAAACGGCUCGCUGAAGUGAAAAGCUUUGAAGAACACAAAGUACUAUCUCAAGCCACAGUCAUCGGGAUGACAACCACUGGUGCUGCAAAGUACAGCAGGCUUCUUGAACAAAUCAAACCGCGCAUUGUCGUAGUAGAGGAAGCCGCUGAAGUACUCGAGGCGCACAUCAUCACUUCCUUGACACAGGAAACCCAACACCUUAUUCUGAUUGGGGACCACAAACAACUGAGACCAAAUCCAACUUGUUACAACUUGUCGCAGAGAUAUAACCUGGAUGUUUCUUUAUUUGAAAGGAUGGUGAAAGGAGGGAUGCAGUGUGAAUCUUUAGACAUCCAGCAUCGUAUGCGACCAGAAAUUUCAAGGGUCUUGAAGCAUAUAUACGAGAAACUUGAAGAUCAUCCAAAAGUAUGUGAAUACAAGAACGUCCCAGGAGUAAAAUACAAUAUGUACUUUAUCAACCAUAACGUUAUGGAAGACAACAAUGAAUAUGACCAAAAACUCAAAAGCUACUCAAACAAGCAUGAAGCAACCUACAUGGUGGCCCUGUGUGAAUACUUCCUUAACCAAGGCUACCGACCAGAGGAAAUCACCCUCCUGACUAUGUACACAGGCCAGCUGCUUGUCUUACGAAAACUCAUGCCAAAAGAACGCUUCCAAGGCGUGAGAGUAACAGCUGUGGACAACUUCCAAGGAGAAGAGAACAAGAUUAUCUUGCUCUCUCUUGUGAGAAGCAACGCCAAGAAGAAAAUCGGCUUCCUAGGAAUUGAAAACCGUGUGUGUGUGGCGCUGUCCAGAGCCCAAGAAGGAUUUUUCUGCAUCGGGAACUUCACUAUGUUGGCUGAAAAAAGUGGGCUUUGGAAAAAGAUAGUUGAAGAUAUGAAAAAAUGGGAAGCAAUUGGAAGUGGGAUUGAACUCGUCUGCAUGAACCAUCCAGAGAAGAGGAUUUGUGCCAAAACUGCAGGAGACUUUAUUAACGUACCCGAGGGUGGAUGCUUGGAGCCAUGUUCGUAUCGUUUGAAGUGUGGACAUGAGUGCCUUAGGGUUUGCCAUCCAGUAGAUCCCGACCACGAACAGUAUAAAUGCAGAAAGAAAUGUCUAGCUCUGCUUUGCAGUGAACACGACACUCGGUGCAAUAGCGAGUGCCACUUUGGUACCCCAUGCAAAGGGUGCGAGGUUAAAGUCGUAAAAGUGAUCCCUAAAUGCGGACAUGAGGUAUCUGUACCCUGUGGGGUACCUCCUGAGGCGUUCCAGUGCCAAGAACAGUGUCGUACUCGAUUUGGGUGCAGACACAUUUGUCCAAAGAAGUGUUUUGAGCAGUGCGACCCCAGUAAUUGUAAGGUUCAAAUCUCAAAAGAAUUGAAUUGUGGGCAUGUCGCAACAGGGAAUUGUUCAGAGAUCCGCCAAUCAUCUUUCCAAUGUCAAGAGCCUUGUAAAACCAUCCUUGAGUGUGGUCAUGCUUGUGGUGGGAGCUGUUCGUCCUGUAAACAAGGGCGUCUACACGUCACCUGCCAGGAGCCGUGUCAGCGCAUACUGGUUUGCCAACACCGCUGUACAGAGCCCUGCUCCAAAGACUGCCCACCGUGCACCGAAAAGUGCGAGAAUCGCUGCAUCCACAGCAGAUGCCCUUUAGAAUGUCAAGACCCUUGCACACCCUGCAAGGAAAUGUGCUCGUGGGAAUGCCAAAGAUCGUGCCGCAACAGAUACAAGUGUAAAGGACUGUGUAGCGAGAAAUGUACCCGGCCACGAUGCGAUACGCCAUGUUUCAAACUGUUGUCAUGCCAACAUCGGUGUAUUGGACUUUGUGGUGAGCCUUGCCCAAAGCUUUGCAUAGUGUGCGACAACGAAGAGCUCACUGCUUUGUACUUUGGUGGCGAAGAUCAGAAAGGCGCUAGAUUUAUUGAGCUCGUGGACUGCAAGCACGUUUUUGAAGUCAACGGGAUGGAUAACUGGAUGAGUUAUAAUGAUGAUGAGGAGGAACAAGACCAGCCUAUCCAACUCAAGUGCUGCCCCAAGUGCAAGACACCAAUCAGGCGUACCUACCGAUACGCCGACCUGGUUAAAGAAAAACUUCAUAACAUUGAACGAGUGAAAAAGAAAAUUCUCCAAGAGGAAAGAAAGUUGGAGGAAGAAACGGAAAAUCUAUUGGACUUCUUAGACACACUGAGUGAUACCUAUCCAGAGAUAAGAAGUCCGGCAAGAACUAAAGACCACGACAUUGAAGAAUUUGAAGAUGAAGAAGAAAGAGAAGAAGAUCUGGAAGCGGAAGAUGAAGUAGAAGUGAAUAGCACAUCAAUUUGGGAUACUUUUAAGUGUUGGCUCGAACAACGUCGAACGCUGACUGAGCUUAACACUAUGCAGAACCAGUUGCUGCUUUUGGAAAUUAUCUGCGAACUAAAAGCAAAAAUUGAGAAAGACUUUGAGCUGGAAGACGUCGAGAGUGAAUUGAACGUUCUCCUAGGAAAGGUUGUCUCUACCAUUCACAUUCCACAUCAACAGAUCAAGGAUGUUCGAGACGAGGUAGCACGCAUUGGACUGGAGUUGAAGUUACGACAUCUCAAGUGCAAAAUAAAAGAUUCCAUGACCCUUUUGAAUGACAUAGACAAAGUAACUCUACAACGAGUCGAAAAACAACUUACAAAUGGAGCACGACUUCGAGAAAGGGAAGCCAAAGACAUAGAUGAGGCUCUUAUGAGCAUCAGUGCUAGGUAUGGUGUACGAUCACUGACACGUGAGGAAUGGCCCGUGACUCCAAGCAUGGGACUAUCUACGGGUCAUUGGUACAAAUGCCCUAACGGCCACAUCAAUAAUCAGGUUCAAUACGCGGAUCAAACCAAGAAAACAAGUGUCCAGAUUGUAUUGCAGAUGAUGAUGAAUGGUAGAUAGAGAUAACACGAAAACAGGUCUAUGAAAUCAGGAUGGAUGCUGCAAGGUCGCAAGGACUAGAUAGUAUCAAGCAGUACUGCAUGAAGAUUAAACAGCGGAUCCUUGAUGUCGUGUAGAACUACGUAGGUAUAGAACUAAUCAUGACCAUGUGAACCAAGAUGUCACAUGAUGGCACUAUAAAACUAGUUUGAAAUGCGUUGUGUAUCGAAACACCACAGGGUGCCCAUGCUUGGUUUUUGUGCCGGUACAGUAAAACACUGAAAUGGCUUCUAAGUGUUUUCGUGUAAUACAUCCAAUCAAUUAGGGUUGUGAAUAUGGUGCUAUUCAAAUGUAAUCAAUGCUGAAAACAUCAUUCUUUCAAAGAAUGUUUUUAAGAUUGCCUCUGACUAGGAUGUUUUUGCACUUUUAAGAAUAAUACAAAAUUUAAAUGUUAA
This is a messenger RNA of Actinia tenebrosa (Australian red waratah sea anemone), 6050 nucleotides long. RefSeq names its product NFX1-type zinc finger-containing protein 1. Gene Ontology annotation, cellular component: nucleus; nuclear RNA-directed RNA polymerase complex. Gene Ontology annotation, molecular function: zinc ion binding; helicase activity. Gene Ontology annotation, biological process: regulatory ncRNA-mediated heterochromatin formation. The record is from RefSeq and is a predicted model, not a curated record. NCBI's taxonomy places the organism in Eukaryota, Metazoa, Cnidaria, Anthozoa, Actiniaria, Actiniidae.